Molecule: messenger RNA, 3081 nt
Organism: Diaporthe amygdali
Lineage: Eukaryota; Fungi; Ascomycota; Sordariomycetes; Diaporthales; Diaporthaceae
Product: UDP-Glycosyltransferase/glycogen phosphorylase
Exons: 1
Coding region: 1-3081 (1026 amino acids)
Biological process (GO): carbohydrate metabolic process
Molecular function (GO): UDP-glycosyltransferase activity; hexosyltransferase activity
Source: RefSeq, a predicted model, not a curated record
AUGGGCCAACCUAGUCCGGACAUCGUGGUGCUACACUCCAUACCUCAAGAAGCACAAGCUGCCACUGCCGCCCAACUCGAAUCCGCGAGACCCACGACAGACAAUGCCCUCCUGCAUCAGACCGACCUUACCGAUCAAGAGCUGACUGAGGACGGUGUUUCCCCUCCGACUCGCAGUGAGAUCAAUGGCGGGGUCCGCGAUGAAAACAAUGGCACGGGUGCCAGUGUUCGUCUCACCGACGAUGGCCGUGUCGACAUCCGCAUCAACCAUUUGAAUAGCCGUUUGUCCCAGAUCUUUACUCCUGCUUUACGUCAACAUGUCCAGGAUGUCCAGGAUAGUCGCCCUAUCCCUCCCCCAUACAUUCCUCCCUCUCUAGGAGGCGAAGAGGGAGUUCUUCCACCUCCGCCCUUGAACGUCGUCAUCCAGGUUGUGGGCUCUCGCGGAGACGUGCAGCCCUUCGUUGCCCUGGCAAAAGUUUUAAAAGACACGUACGGCCAUCGUGUACGUCUAGCGACUCACCCUACCUUCAAGGACUUCGUUCAGGAGCAGGGCCUGGAAUUCUUCAGUAUUGGCGGCGACCCCACCCGGCUAAUGGCCUUCAUGGUCAAGAAUCCCGGCCUCAGGCCGGGAUUUCGCAGUGUGGUAAGCGGAGACGUCGGCCAGCGAAGAAAAGAUGUUGCCGAAUACAUUCAAGGCUGCUGGCGAUCAUGUUACCAAGCUGGUAAGGGAACCGAUGAUGACCUUUCCGAGCCCUCUGAGGACAACGCUGUCUCUGAACCUGCAACGAAACACUUUGUUGCCGACUGUAUCAUCGCCAAUCCCCCAAGCUUUGCCCAUAUCCAUUGUGCAGAGAAGCUAGGCAUCCCGCUCCAUAUCAUGUUCACUAUGCCAUAUUCUCCUACCCAGGCCUUUCCUCAUCCCCUGGCUAACAUUCAAUCCUCGAAUGCCGACCCCCAACUUACUAAUUACGUCAGUUAUGCUAUGAUCGAACUCCUCUCGUGGCAGGGCCUGGGUGAUAUUAUCAACCGAUUUCGCGUGAAGUGUCUCGGUUUGGACCCCCUCAGUAUGAUCUGGGCCCCCGCUAUGCUCCAGCGUCUUAAAAUUCCUCACACCUACUGCUGGUCUCCAGCCCUAAUACCCAAACCGAAAGACUGGGGCCCUCACAUAUCUAUCUCUGGGUUCUACUUUCUCAACUUGGCCUCUGACUACACUCCUGCCCCUGACUUACAGGCAUUUCUCGACGACGGUCCACCUCCCGUCUAUAUUGGAUUCGGGAGCAUCGUUUUGGAUGAUCCCAAUGCGAUGACGGAACUCAUUUUCGAGGCCGUGGGGAAGACAGGCCAGCGUGUCCUCCUUUCCAAAGGCUGGGGAGGCAUGGGCGCGGACGAGCUUCACGUCCCCGACGGCGUCUUCAUGCUAGGCAACGUGCCACAUGACUGGCUUUUCAAGCACGUCUCGUGCGUCGUGCAUCAUGGCGGCGCAGGAACUACGUCGGCAGGCAUUGCGGCAGGCCGGCCAACUGUAGUUGUUCCUUUCUUUGGAGAUCAACCCUUCUGGGGCGCCAUGGUCGCCCGAGCAGGCGCAGGUCCCGAUCCGAUCCCUCACAGACAACUCUCAGCGGACAAAUUAGCCGAUGCCAUCAACUUCUGUCUGAGGCCCGAAAGCCUGGACCGAGCCAAAGAACUCGCGAGCAAGAUCGCGGCGGAGCGAGGCAGCGAUAUGGGUGCCCAGUCGUUCCAUCAAUUACUCAAGCCCGACCGACUCCGUUGCGCCCUUGCACCAUCUCGACCCGCCGCGUGGCGCGUCAAGCGCACCAAGGUCAGGCUGAGUGCCUUUGCUGCCUGUACUUUGGCGAACGCAAAUCUUUUGAAUUUCCAAGACUUGAAGCUCUUUAGACCACAAGAACACUACACCGACGAAGGUCCCUGGGAUCCAAUAUCCGGAGGGUUUACGGCAUUUGUGAGGGCGGUUGGGGGCAUGAUGAUGGGGCUAGCCGAUGUUCCUUCGGAGACAUGGCGAGCUCUACAGAUUCCGGCUGGGCGCAGCCGACAGCAGUCCCAAGCAUCAGUGCUGACAAUCGCGAGCAAAAGCGAGAUCUCACUUGUGGGGGCGAAAUUAAGCCCGUCGACUCCCCUUGGUCAAAAUGAGACGAGCUCGACUGUAGGCGGCUCUCUUACUCAAGUUCGGAGCCCUCCUGACCUCUCCGGUCACUCAACACCUACUUUGGACGUCGGAUCAAGCUUUAUGCCUAGUUCAUUACAAGGCCAGUUGAAGUCGAAACAAGACGACGCUACCCGAAGCCGGAUCCGUAAUCAGAAUGAAUCUAGCUCCGCCAAAGACCCCGACAUGCUGCGCCCGACUGGCGUGCACGUGAGCAAAGGCGCCGGGCGUUUUGUAAAGGCGGUUGCGCAGGCACCAGUGGAUAUUUCAGUAAAUUUCACAAGAGGGUUCCACAAUAUCCCUAAGCUUUGGGGAGACGACACUGUGCGCCCUCAAGAAAGGGUCAGCGAUUUGAAGUCGGGCCUCAAGGCAGUGGGAAGGGAGUUUGGCUUUGGCUGGUACGAUGGCGUCACUGGCCUGGUCACUCAGCCCUGGAAUGGCGCCCAGAAAGAGGGUGCCAGCGGCUUUGUGAAAGGGGUCGGCAAAGGGAUCGGAGGAUUCCUAGCUAAGCCGAGCGCGGCUGUCCUUGGUAUCCUCGGUCAUACGAUGCAGGGGGUCAGCAAAGAGGUGCAAAAGUUGUUCGGCAGCAAUGUGCAGGAUUAUAUCGCCGCGUCCAGGGCAGCUCAAGGGUACGAGGAGUGGCUGCAGAGCUCCGAUGCAGAGAAACAAGACGUCAUCGUCCGGUGGAAGCUAAUCCAGAAAUACCUUAAGAAGAAAAUCAACCCUGACGAGAUGGUGCAAGAUGUCCUAGAAGCACAGCAAAAGGAGAAGAUAGAGGAUACAGAGACCCGCCAAAACUGCGGACAUACCGCGAGUUCCGCUCAGUCCACCGCUGCAGAUGCUCCGACCCUAGAUCCCGAGAGAGCCAUACUCGCCAUGGCUGGCUCACAGCCCCCCGAAGAAUCACUAAAAGCGGCUUAA